Coregonus clupeaformis (lake whitefish) is the source of this 2901-nucleotide messenger RNA. RefSeq lists its product as uncharacterized. The record is from RefSeq and is a predicted model, not a curated record. The coding region runs from base 101 to 1600 and encodes 499 amino acids. The transcript has 3 exons. Lineage: Eukaryota; Metazoa; Chordata; Actinopteri; Salmoniformes; Salmonidae.
AACGAGGACACAAAAAGUCCCUUUACUCGUUUGCCAACAGCCACCAUUUUGGGAGUCAGAAUAGUAUUGGGAAUACCAGCAAUACCUUUUGGCCUUUAUUAUGGUACACACAUGCGUGGUGACUGGCUGUCGGAAUAGAAGAAUACCUGGCACCGCAUUGUCUUUUUACCGUUUCCCACGCGAUCCCGACAGAAAGCAGCGUUGGAUAGCUGCUGUGAACCGAGAAGGCUGGCUGCCAAAAGACGGGAGCAGGCUGUGUAGUACUCAUUUCAUCUCAGGUAAACAGGUGAAGAAUCCACGCUCGCCAGACUAUGUUCCCUCUGUAUUUACAUCAGCUCCCCUAUACCUGGAGUCGGAAAUUAAGCAAGACACCGCUGCCUUUGAAAUCUCAGACAAGCAGGAAGCCCAGGUGGAGGCGGCCAACGCCUUGCUCUUCCUGCAGGGCCAGGGCAGGUCUCUGGUCGACCAGAGACCGAGCCAGGAGGACCAUGACGUGGCCCAGAGUGCAUCCUCAUCCUCUACCAAUGAAGAUGGUGAGGAAUCUGAACCAGUGUCAAGCGACAGCAAAGGCAGGGGAGGGAAGCCAGCCAAAAGGUCAGCCACCGAGCCCGACAACUAUGAGGACAUGCUCAAGACCUUGAAGAAGGAGAACCGGGCUCUCCGGGAGUCUGUGGAUAAAAUGUCACUCUCAGAGACCUCAUUCCGGAACGACCCAGAGAAGGUCAGGUUUUACACUGGCUUGCCCAACUACUUUGUAUUUGAGACGGUCAUGUGGCUUCUCGCGCCACACAUGAACGGGACCAAGAACAGGGUCAAGCUCUCCAAGUUUCAGCAACUGCUGCUGACACUAAUGCGCCUCCGGCUUGACCUCAGGAACCAGGAUUUGGCCUACCGCUUCGGCGUGAAGGUUGGCACGGUGACCAGGACGGUGCUCAGAAUGGUUAACGUCAUGUCCACCACGCUGGUACCCACGGCUGUCUUCUGGCCCUCCAGGGCUGAGCUCCGCAAGAACCUCCCGGCAGCUCUCUGCUCGACCUACCCUGACUGUGCCGUGAUCAUAGACUGCUUCAGGGUGACCCUGGAGAAACCCGUGUCAGAAGGAAACUUGUUGUGUCAGGGGGCGUCGGCAGGGAGCAACACUCUGAAAUACAUGAUAGGCAUGGCCCCGCAGGGCGUGGUCACUUUCGUCUCCAGGGGGUCGCCAGGGAGUGUCAGCGACAAGAGCCUGGCAGAGGGUUGUGGCUUCCUGGGCAAGCUCCUCCCAGGAGACGUGGUCCUGGCCGAUAAGGAUUUGGACAUUGGUAAGUCGGUGGCGGCCCGUGGUGCCCUGCUGAAAAUCACAGGCUGCCAUGGCGGAGAGGGGUCUGAAGGGAGCGAAGGGGUCUCGCUGACAGACAUUUCCCCAGAUAGGCUGAGUGUGCGGAGGCAUGUGGAGAGGGUUGUCUCCAUGGUGAAGCUAAGGUACUCCAUGCUGACCGGCCCAGUGGAGAUCCCCUUCACGGCCGCUGAGCGGUCAUCCAACAUUUUCACCUUUGAUAAGAUUGUGCAGGUUGCCUGUGCCUUAAACAACCUGUGUAUAUCUGCUACUCCCCUAGAGUGACUCACACUAGUGCUGCUCUAGGGUGACUUACACUAGUGCUGCUCCAUACUAGCACUAGUGUAAGUCAUCCGUACGAGCAUUGAUAACCCCUUUACUGCUUGAACACUUAAAGAAUCUAUAUUUUGGAUGUAAAUGGCAUGUUAGAAGUGCCCAGACACUUUUCUUGCAAAACUUACCCCAACAAGCGGUAGACUUCCUCAUGCUUGUUCUGCAGUGCCAGCGCGUGAAAAAAAUGAACAAAAGCUCCAACAUCACCCAAAUACGUCCUUUUUAGAUGUUGUGUAAUUUAGAACUUUAUCCGCAACGUUUUAUUCAAUUUUGUGCGACUCGAGAGAUACUUCUGCGUGUAGCCCACAAUACUUUUCCGUUUGCGCAUGCGAGGGCUAACAUGGAGCAGCACAGAUGGAUAGGUUAAACCACUCGAGUCGCAUCAAAUGGAAUAAAACGUUGUGGAUAAAGUUUAACAUAUUUGGGUGUGUUUUUUUUGUGUUGCUUUUAUCCACACUGCCACUGCAGAACGAGCAUGAGGAAGAUUAUCAAUGGUUGGGGUAAGUUUCUCAAAAACAAGUGAUAUCGCAAAAAAAAGUGUCUGGGCAUUUGGCCAUUUGCAUCCAAAAUAUAGAUUUAGUGAAGAAAGUAUACUUUUUCAUUAAUUGACAUCCUCGCUCCAUUCUACAAUUGCACUCUUAGAUGCUGGCGAGGGGAACUUUUUAUUUUAUUUCUUUUUUUACAACAGAACUUUCAGAGGGAUAUUUGAUGGAUCAAUUUAUCACAGGAUUUUGUCGGUAUUAUUAUUAUUUUUGCCCCUCUGGAUGUAACGGAGUGAGAAUUUGAAUUGCUGAGCUCCUCAGCGUUCACAAUUUUGAUAUGUGGAUACAUUUCAGAAGGACAUUCCAACAGUUAACCGGUGGUUUUGAGUGGACCUAUUCCAUAUUCUAUGAUUGAAUGUACAUAGUGGUUUUCGACCAUGACUCGGCUCUCAGAGACAUUUGCAUUACUCACAAUAGAUGUUGAUAUCGAACAGUAGCUUACUGUUGUCCUCAGGUGCUAGUGCCUUAGUUUGGAAUGCUGGUACUGCUGUAACAAAACAGAUAUGUAUGUUUCCAUCCACAGUUUUUUUUUUUUUAUGCGAGUAAAGUCAUACUGUAUAAAAUGUUUUUAUCAUGACCGCUGUGAUGGAAACAGGAAGUUUCGGUACAAUUUUAUCAAUGCUUACAGAUAAUUUGUUAGUUCGACAUGGUGGGAUCUUUUUGUGUCUGUAAAAUUAAUUAUGUGAGAAAUGGCAGCGGAAACGCCUUUAU